CAAAACGCCAAAAAAAUAACAAAAUAGCGAAAAUUAAACAAACGAAAAAAAAAGCUUCCUUCAAUCCGAAACCGUGACUCACCGCCGGCGACGGGGAUCUCGCCGGGGAAAUGAACAUUCCGGCGAAACUCUCUUCUCUUUCUAUGAGCAAUGCACGUCUGUCCUACCAUCGUCGCCAUGUUUUUCACGAAAACCUUGAGCUGCAAAAGUUUUUCACCUCUACUCGCGUAGUCUAGAAGUUAUUCGAUACUUCUUCUCUCAAAAUGGAACUUACAUGAUAGAGUAGUUGUUAGAAAGAGACACGGAUUUUCAGCGGAUUUUUUUUUCUUGGGAUUUUUUCCACUUUUUUUUUUUUUUUGUCAGUCAUGCCUCCGAUGAAGAUCCAACCCAUCGACGUCGAUUCGCAGAAGCUCGCGGUGGUUCGAAACGACCCCGUUAAGCCGGUGUUGAAGUCGCGCCUGAAGAGGCUCUUUGUGUUCGACCGUCAGUUCUCGAAUGUGCUGAAGACUUCGUCCUUCUCGUCGGAGAAACCCGCCGCCGGCGAGGCUCCUCAGUCCAACACCAAAGACGGAGCCGCGGAGUUUGAACCGAGCUCCGUUUGUUUAGACAAAAUGGUGCAGAGUUUCAUGGAAGAGAGUAACGAGAAGCCCGCACCGGCCACCGCGAAAUGCGGCCGCAACCGCUGCAACUGCUUCAACGGCAACAGCAACGACAGCUCCGACGAGGAACUCGAUAUCUUCGGCGAUUCAAUUUCCUCUGGCUCCUUCAGCGACGCCAGUGACGCGCUCAAGAGCUUGAUUCCUUGCGCGAGUGUUGUGGAGAGAAACCUCUUAGCUGACACAUCGAAGAUCGUUGACAAGAACAGCAAGGUUUAUAAGCGAAAAGGCGAUUUGAGAAAGAUCGUCACCGAAAGCCUUUCCUCUCUCGGUUACGAUUCUUCCAUUUGCACAUCGAAAUGGGACAAAACCCCAACCUACCCUGCCGGUGAAUAUGAAUACAUCGAUGUGGUUGUGGAAGGUGAGAGGUUGAUAAUUGAUAUCGAUUUUCGAUCGGAGUUCGAGAUAGCUCGAUCGACGGGAACCUACAAGGCGAUCCUUCAGUCUCUGCCGUUCAUUUUCGUUGGAAAAUCGGAUCGACUCUGCCAGAUCGUCGCCGCCGUGUCGGAGGCGGCCAAGCAGAGCUUGAAGAAGAAAGGGAUGCACGUUCCGCCGUGGAGGAAGGCGGAGUACAUGUUGGCGAAGUGGUUAUCAAGUUCCUGCACUAGGGCGAAUCUAACGUCGUCCUCCGCCGUCAAUGACUCGACGGAGAAUUUGAGCGACGGCGGAGGCGGCGGCUAUGAUGCCGCGGAGAGUGAGUGUGGUGAACUGGAACUGAUCUUCGGCGAAAAAACAUCGCCGCCAAAGCCGGAGACUUUUCCCGGCGUUGAGAAGAGCUUUCCACCGGUCGCGACGCCGACGUGGCAGCCACCGGCGGUGAGAGUGAGGAGUGUUGAGAGAGGGGUUAAGGUGGUCACCGGAUUAGCUUCUCUUCUCAAGGACAAGCCAUAGAAAAAAUUUUGCACUUUCCUUCUUUCUUUUUUCUUUUCUGAAAAAAUCGGUAAUUAAAAUAUAACCAAAAAUAUUAGGAUAAGAACAAGACUUUUUUUUUUUUUGGGUCUUACCGUCUCUGUAAGAAGCAAAAGUAUAUGAGUAUUCCAUGACUCCAUGUAAUAAAAUACCUGAAAGAAAGAGUAAAUAUUUGCAGAAUCUAACUGUGGAAAAAAACACAGUGUUUA
Glycine soja is the source of this 1774-nucleotide messenger RNA. RefSeq lists its product as uncharacterized. The record is from RefSeq and is a predicted model, not a curated record. The transcript has 3 exons. The coding region runs from base 366 to 1547 and encodes 393 amino acids. NCBI's taxonomy places the organism in Eukaryota, Viridiplantae, Streptophyta, Magnoliopsida, Fabales, Fabaceae.